This is a messenger RNA of Heteronotia binoei (common prickly gecko), 1857 nucleotides long. RefSeq names its product transcription factor like 5 (gene TCFL5). Gene Ontology annotation, biological process: regulation of DNA-templated transcription; spermatogenesis. Gene Ontology annotation, cellular component: nucleus. The coding region runs from base 56 to 1621 and encodes 521 amino acids. The transcript has 6 exons. The record is from RefSeq and is a predicted model, not a curated record. Gene Ontology annotation, molecular function: RNA polymerase II cis-regulatory region sequence-specific DNA binding; protein dimerization activity; DNA-binding transcription factor activity, RNA polymerase II-specific. NCBI's taxonomy places the organism in Eukaryota, Metazoa, Chordata, Lepidosauria, Squamata, Gekkonidae.
UGCUUGUGUGUUCACAUUGUCCAAAGGCUCUGUGGCUCUAGCAUUCUUCAGAAUCAUGCCAGACUCAACUUCCAAGGAGCCUGAAGCUUCAACUCCCCGGGGUGCAGUCCCUACUGCUCCAGCUGCUGAAGGCCCCACUGAUUCAUCCUUUGGUGAACAAAACCUUAGCUUCACCACCACAGACCUCAGCCUGGUGGAGAUGACAGAAAUAGAAUACACACAACUUCAGCAUAUACUCUAUUCCCAUAUGGAGGCACAAGCAAAUGAAAAUGAAGCAGAUAACAGAUUAAAUGUGAACUGCUUCUCAGCCAACAACCCCGUGAACAACCCACAAUAUCUGUCGUCAUGCAAUACCAGUCAAGGUAGCAGUUCGUCAAACAGCUCCGGCAACCAGUCACUAUACCCCAUUAUUUGCCAGUCUGGCGUCGCCUCUGAUAGCAGUUUCAUGGGUCCCAAUCAGUGCCUUGGACAUAUUGAUUUCCAGGAGCUGAGAAUGAUGUUGCUUAGUGAGUCUAACCUUCCGCUCAACCAAGCUGAAAAAACACCUAAUGGUAGCUCAGUAGAUGCCACCGGGCAGAGUUUAGCGAAAGGUAAACAUACUGAAAACAUGGGUGGAAUAAAUUUGGAAAAUUCAGCAGCAGGUCCUGAAUCCAGAACCAAAUCCGCAGUCCGUGUUCGGUUGGAAGAUAGGUUCAACAGUGUCCAGGCUGAAAUUCCAAGGUGCCAAGAAUCACAGGAAACUGGAGUAGCCAUUAACAAUUUAGUAACCCUCAUUCGCCAUCCUUCCGAAGUGAUGGGUGUUCCUCUCCACCAGCAGCAGAACAAAUGUACCACGCUAGUGAAAAAUAAGACUGCUGCCACAACUACGACGGCAUUACAGUUUACGUGCCCACUGUUUAACUCAAAUGCUACUUCUCCUGCAACUGUAAAUGCAAACCAGUUACAACAGAGCUCUGGAACAUCUGUUUUGGAAGCUGCUAAGCAUCAAGACCUUGGCUUACCUCGGACUUUUUCAAUCUGUUACCAGCAGGAGAUUGAAGCAACAAAACAGACUGUCGGGCCUAGAAACAAGGCUCUGCCUGAACACGUUUGGAUUAAAGUAGGAGGAGAGGCUUUGUGUAAGCAAACGAUAAACAAAAGGAGCCGCAGCCGAAUACAGACGCUGGACACCAGCAUGCAGCGCAAGCCCCUUGGGGACAUUCAGAACGUGUGUGACAGCCAAAGCCAAAGUGCUGGACCGGCCCAGGGUGCCUGGCAAGCAGCACAGCCCUCUUCAAGUGCCUCCACGCAAAACGGAAGCCAAGGAGGUGUCUCUCAGCGUCGGGAGAGACAUAACCGAAUGGAGCGAGACAGAAGGCGCAGAAUCCGGAUUUGUUGUGACGAAUUGAAUCUUCUGGUUCCUUUCUGUACUUCAGACACUGACAAGGCAACAACUUUACAAUGGACAACAGCGUUUCUAAAAUACAUUCAAGAAAGACAUGGGGAUUCUCUGAAAAAGGAAUUUGAGACUGUAUUCUGUGGUAAAACCGGCAGAAGACUAAAAUUGACAAAAUCGGAUUCAAUAGGAACGUGCCCAGCGCAGGAGAUUUCACAGAAUAGUACAUCCAUGGAGAUUAAAUAAUUCGCGAACUCCAUACUCAGUUGUUGCUAGACAGUGUGAACACCCAAGAAUUUGCGUGAGCUUCUGUUUCCAAAUUCAUUUGCUGGAUUUUUCGUGACUGAAAAAAGGUAUCGACAUUGAAGAAAGACACAUGCUAUUCAAAACAGUGAGGAAAAAAUUACCGACAAUGUUUAUUUAUCAGUGCUGCUCCCAAGAUGGGCCUUUCAGAAGAGACAACAGCGCAAGCACGUAAACCU